AUGCCCAGGAAAGUUAGCCCGAGCGAUGUUAACAAUACAGCGUGUAUGUUUAACCUCACACCACCUUGUACCCGUUCACGGCUUACCCAAACGCAGCUGUUUAUCUAUCCUGUGAAAUCUCUACCGCCAGUCGAGGUAUCGUCGGUCGAAUUGACCAAUGAGGGACUUCGUUUUGACCGGUGUUUCGUCUUGGUCAAUCCACCCACAGAUGGUUCUCGCCUGGCCAAAUUCCUUACCAUCAAGAGGGUCUUCAAACUCUGCCUAUUCAAAACCGCCAUAGACGAUUCAUGGACAAAGUUGACUAUUACUCAUAUCCAUGCUAACCCGCUUUCAUCAAUCACCGUGCCACUGACCCCGUCGCCACUCUCGCUUUUGACUAAUGCGACUUACGAAGUCAGCAUUUUUGGGACCACCGCAGUAGGUAUCGACUUGGGGGAAGAGACAAGUGCAUUCUUCUCCAAGCACCUCAAUCAAGAUGUUCGCCUUUUGACUAUCGGUGGAACAGGCCGUCGUGAUAUCCCUGGAGCUGCUUACGUUCCUACGCAGCGUGAGGCCCUUUCUCUAGCAAUCCGCGACGGCCUGCAGCCACAGCGUAUUCGCUUUGCCGACGCUGCCCCUCUAUCAAUCACAUCUACUGCUUCCGAGAAUGAUGUUCGAGCACGUCUUCCGAACGAGUAUCAAGACGAGGACGUGAUCCGUCGUCUUAGGCCAAACAUUCAUGUUGAUGUCAAUGGAGAACUACCACCGUAUGAUGAAGACAACUGGUCGUCGUUACUGGUCAAAACACGUCUCGAUGAAGCACAAGAAGUCACUAUCAAAUGCAUCUUCCGGACUGUCCGGUGCCUCAGCCUAAACGCUGAUCCAGAAACUGGAGAAAUGAUUCAUCGUGAUCGGCAGCUGUAUGGGCUCCUAGCCAAGGACAGAAGAGUAAACGACAAAUUCCCUCGUAAGUGA
This is a messenger RNA of Exophiala aquamarina CBS 119918, 954 nucleotides long. RefSeq lists its product as uncharacterized. Gene Ontology annotation, molecular function: molybdenum ion binding; pyridoxal phosphate binding; catalytic activity. The coding region runs from base 1 to 954 and encodes 317 amino acids. The transcript has a single exon. The record is from RefSeq and is a predicted model, not a curated record. NCBI's taxonomy places the organism in Eukaryota, Fungi, Ascomycota, Eurotiomycetes, Chaetothyriales, Herpotrichiellaceae.